This is a messenger RNA of Blepharisma stoltei, 1035 nucleotides long. Lineage: Eukaryota; Ciliophora; Heterotrichea; Heterotrichida; Blepharismidae. The record is from the annotation of a GenBank genome assembly.
AUGAACUCAUCUUCUAUUACAGGCAACGCAAUACUAGCAUUUUCAACAGCAUUAAAUAUUUCUCAAUGCAAGUUUUUAAAUACCGAGAGCUCAAGUUCUGGGGGGGUUAUAAGUGUUUUUGGUAGCAGAACUUUUAUACAAAAAUCAUUAUUUGAAAAUUUUAAAUAUUCAGCAAUUGAGGGAUCUGAAAUGGAAUUUUUAAAGAUCGUGGAAACAAGCUUUAAGAAUAGUCAAGGAAAAAUAGGAGGAGCAAUUAGUUGUACAAAUACUGAUUAUGUUUAUAUUAACUCAUGCGUUUUUGAUAAUGGGACAUCAAUUUAUGGUGGGGCUUUGUAUUUUGCUUUUACAGACAUAGCCCAGGCCUGCUUUGGAUCGCUCUGGGCUUCACCUUGCCGCCUCAACCUGUGGGGUUGACUCGGGCAAAGUCAGUUGCCAAUCAAUCCCAAAAGUGGCAAACGUCGCUAUAUUUUUACUGUCAGUACAUGGGGUUGACUUUGAAACUGAUAUUUUCUGAUUCAGCCCACAGGUUGAGGUGACAAGGUAUAGCCCAGGGCGAUCCAAAGAAGGUCCUGGACUAUAAUACAAUCAAUAGUAAAAAUUAUGCUCUUUUACAAUAAAUAAAAAUUUUGGUACUGCUUACCAUUUUUCUAUAUUAUGUAGUGAAUAGGAAAAUGGCUAACCAGUAGCAAUGCUUCUAUUGAUUAUAAAUGGUUAUAUGAAAUAAUGUCUACGGAAUUUGUAAAUAAUACAUCAUCAGCUGGUGGGGCAAUUUAUCUAGAUAAUAUAAAUGCUGAUAUUAAAUAUUGUAGAUUUUAUGAUAAUAAAGCACAAGCAAUGAAUCAAUCAUCUGAAGCUACUCAUGAUUCAGGAAUAGGAGGAGCUAUGAAACUAGGAUGUAGUUACUCAGGAGAAUGCAAUUUUAAUGUAUUUUCUAAUGAUUUUGUAGGAAAUAUAGCAGAUUAUGAAGGAGGAGCUAUAGUAUAUAUGAAAAGAAGUCAUGCCAAAUUUCCAAAGCAAUUCUUUUGAAAACAAUAA